UAGUUUUGAGGCCGUUACUGAUCCUCGCCUCUUUCCAUUUAUAAGCUGAUGAGAUACACAGCAUCGAGUUGGGCAGAGGAGAAGCGGCGAAAGGCGGGUUCGGUUGGCUGUAAAUAACAAUUGACUGGUGUACAAUGGCAUAUUCCCAGCAAGUGGAAGCGGCCCUGAGAGCCUUGUACCAUCACCCUGACGCCCCUGUUCGCAGAGAUGCCAACAAAUGGUUGCAGGACUUCCAGCGAAGUAUGGACGCUUGGCAGGUGUCCGAUACUUUACUUCAUCACCCGGACAGUAAUUUAGAAACUCUUAUAUUCUCUUCUCAAACUCUCAAGGCAAAGGUACAGCGAGACUUUGAGGAACUCCCACCAGAGGCUUUUGUACCAUUACGUGAAUCAUUGAAGAAUUUGCUGAAAAAGUUUUGCAAAGGUCCCAACAAAGUUAGAACACAGAUUAGCAUAGCGAUGGCGGCACUAGCAGUUCACGUCCCUGCACAAGAGUGGGGUGGCGGUCAUUUGAACUGGUUGAUCAAUGAGUUGGGCACUACACCUGAGUAUAUUCACAGCUUUCUGGAGUUAGUUACAGUAAUACCACAGGAGGCAUACAGCUACAAAAUUGCAGCUCAUCCAGAACGGCAUCGACAAUUUCUGAAAGAACUUGUUGCGUCAGUUGAAGUUGCUUUUAACUUGUUGGAUUCGUUUCUGGCUUUUGAAGAACUUCAUGAGCAGGUUUUAGAUGCUUUUUCAUCUUGGCUGAGACUAAGUAAUGGAAUUCCAGUUAGCACACUUGCUUCUCAUAAUCUAGUGCAAGCAUCCCUAGCAGGUUUAAAUUCAGACAAGCUUUUUGAUGCAGCAGUAAAUGCUAUUUGUGAGUUGAUACAUUACACAGUUUCAGGAAGUCCUGAUGACAUUCAGACACAAAUGCCUUUAAUUCAGGUACUUGUGCCUCAUGUCAUGGGACUUAGAUCACGCUUUGGGGCUUCAUUAAAGAGUGCUCGAGGGGAGGCUGGAAUGGGUAAAACAAUCAUGGAGGAUGAAGAGAUAGUGAAAGGAAUGGCUCGCUUAUUUGUAGAAAUGGGUGAUGCAUAUGCUCAGAUGAUUGCCACUGGAUCUCAAGAGUCGCUAAUGAUUGUUGAUGCCAUUCUCGAAGUCACAUCACACCCAGAAUAUGAUAUAGCUGCAAUGAGUUUCAACUUCUGGCAUACCCUCCAACUUAUCUUGACAAGAAGGGAAUAUUAUGGGUCUUUUCAAAACGAUGCAACUAUUGAUGCUGAAAAGGAAAGGAGACUGGCUAUCUUCCGUCCAAUAUUUGAGUUACUAGUGUCAUUGGUUUGUUUCCGAGUAACCUAUCCCCAAAAUUAUGAUCAGUGGUCAAUGGAGAUUCUCACAGAUUUCAAAAGAACUAGAUAUGCUGUUGGAGACAUGCUGAUGGAUGCAGCUUCAGUUUUGGGAGGCGAAAACAUACUCAAGAUUCUGUCAAAUAACUUUAUCCAACUGGCUACAAGAAAUGUUGGAAAUGAUGCAUCUUGGGAUUGGCGACCUGUAGAAGCUUCAUUAUAUUGUAUUCGAGCCAUAUCAAGGGCAGUUUCAACAUCAGAGGGAGUUGUAAUGCCACAGGUUAUGGACUUGCUACCGAAAUUACCUCUUCAGUCUCAACUUCUUCACACAGAAUGCUUGACCAUUGCGGGAUAUUCAAAAUGGUUGGGAAGUGCACCUAGUGCACCAUCAUUUCUGCCUUCCAUUAUAGAAGUUCUGAUUAGAGGCAUGACUACAGCACCGGAUGUUUCAACUGCAGCUUCAUUGGCAUUGCGAAAUGUUUGCAAUGCUUGCAGGGACAAGUUAGCUAGUUCACUAGAAGGUCUUUUUAUGAUUUAUCACGAGGCUGUAAGUGGACAAAGUAAUUACAAGCUGUCCAAUGAUGAUGCCUUGCAACUUAUUGAAGCCUUGAGUACGGUUAUAACUGCUCUUCCAGCAGAGCAUGCAAAGAGAGCACUGGAGUCAUUGUGGAUGCCUGUAGUUACUCCCUUGCAGCAAGUCAUAACACAAGAAGCACAAUCAUCUCAACAGAUGAAUGCAAAUCAGUACACUGUUCCUAUUGAUCGUAUUGCAAACAUUUUCAGAUUUGUGAACCUCCCUGAAGUUGUCACUGAUGCAUUCCAAAAAAUGUGGCCAAUUUUUAAAGAAAUCUUUGUCCAACGAGCGUGGGAUAUGAUAACCAUGGAGCGGCUCUGCAGGGCGUGCAAGUAUGCCGUGAGAACGUGUGGAAAAUCUAUGGCAAUUAUUAUGGGUAAUAUGUUGCAGGAGGUCCAGAUGCAGUAUACAGUACAUCAUCAGUCUUGCUUUCUUUAUCUUGCAAGUGAAGUAAUUAAGGUCUUUGGCAGUGAUCCUUCAUGUGCAAAUUAUCUGGGAGGUUUGAUUACAGAGCUUUUUGGGCAAACCGUAGGCUUACUCAAGACAAUUCAGGAAUUUACAUCGAGACCAGAUAUUGCAGAUGAUUGUUUUCUUUUGGCAUCAAGAUGCAUUAGAUACUGCCCACAUUUAUUAAUAUCCUCAAGUGUUUUUGCUUCACUCGUUGAGUGUGCAAUGACUGGCGUCACAAUACAACACAGGGAAGCAUGCCAAUCGAUUUUGACAUUUUUUAUAGAUAUCUUUGACAUAGCAAUGCCCCCCACUGGAAAUCAGUACCGCUCAGUUAUUGAUAAUGUUAUAUUGGUUCGCGGUGCAAAUCUUACUAGAAUUCUCCUAGCUGGUUUGGUUGGAGCUCUUCCUGAGCCUAGGGUUGAAGAGGUGAUAUCUGUGCUUUUGUCAUUCGCACGAACAUAUGGAGGUGAAGCAAUUAAGUGGUCACAAGAGGCAAUUAACUUGAUACCAUCCACAACAAUAACAAAUGAAGAAAGAUGGUCAGUUUUGCAAUCAAUAUCAUCUGCAGCCUCUGGUGAGAACAAUCCUGGCUUUACAUGUUCCCUUGAAGAUCUCUCGGAUAUUUGUCGGCGCAGCAAAGCCACUCAAGAUCAAGUACAAGAAGCAUUGCAACUUCUUUCUUAUUGUAAUCACAGCCCAUGACAUGGCCUUCUCAAAUCUCCCUUCCCUGCCCUGCCUGAACACUUCUCCAUUUAUUAUGUGAGGAGUGAAAGAUUCCCUCGUGGAAAUUGAAAUCACACGCUGUCAAGCCUACAAUUCUUUCCAGCUGUAUCAUUUAUGAUCUUACCAUUAUUUGAAAGGUGGCAAGUGUUAAUAAUUUCAAA
Molecule: messenger RNA, 3238 nt
Organism: Cryptomeria japonica (Japanese cedar)
Lineage: Eukaryota; Viridiplantae; Streptophyta; Pinopsida; Cupressales; Cupressaceae
Product: transportin MOS14
Exons: 28
Coding region: 135-3056 (973 amino acids)
Biological process (GO): protein import into nucleus
Cellular component (GO): cytoplasm; nuclear membrane
Molecular function (GO): small GTPase binding
Source: RefSeq, a predicted model, not a curated record